Chara braunii is the source of this 2202-nucleotide messenger RNA. The record is from the annotation of a GenBank genome assembly. Lineage: Eukaryota; Viridiplantae; Streptophyta; Charophyceae; Charales; Characeae.
GCUACGUGUCAUCACCCGGGGACGCCUGGAGACUGGCGGCAUUCCACCACGGAAAUGUCCAAGCUGGUUAAGAGAGACACAGUGGAUCGGUCCUCUAGCCUGGAGUGUGAGCGAGAAGGGAAGGACUUGGCCAAUGAGAGCUCCGACUUUGUCCAGCUCGAAGAUGACGUGGCGUUUUGGUGAUUUGUCGUGGGAGGAAGACGGUGAAUCUUCGUCGCAGGACUUCUUUUUCGUCGCUGCGGGCCCCAAGAGGACUAGAGGGGGGGACUCUCUUUCCCCCGUUAUACGAGGAGCAGCUAUGGCGGCCGGAGCUUUUGGUUCCCAUGCAAACAAGCCUUCCUCAAAGGUUACGGCAGCAGCUAUGGCGACAGAGACGCCGGCGGCAUCAGGCCUUGACGAGCAAAAUGCUGACGUGGCUAACGAACAGYCCUCGUUUCAGUGGAGCCGUCAUUGGUAUGGUGUGGCGGUGGAAGCUCAUCUUGACAGAAGGCAGCCGCAUGSCAUCACCGUCCUGGGCCGUCGAUUCGUCUUGUGGUGGGACAGAUCCGCCCAGGAACAGGAUCCAACGGUCAGAGUGGGCAGAGAGGAGAUGGAGGCGGGCAAUGACGGCGGCGCUGGCGCUUUGAGCAAAGCAGAUUACGAGGAUGUGAUCCGGGGUGGAAUGUGGCGAGCUUUCCUGGACCAGUGUCCUCAUCGACUGGCUCCGCUCUCAGAAGGCAGAAUCGACGAGCAGGGGAGGCUUCAGUGCUCCUACCAUGGAUGGUCCUUCGGCGGGGAUGGCGGGUGCACGAACAUACCGCAAGACAGGCCGGAACAGCGUGGGCGCACGUCUCCCCGUGCAUGCGCAGCCGCUGUUCCGACGGGCGUUGUGAGCGGGGUGGUGUUUCUGUGGCCAGAUGAGAGUGCAGAGGGUGUAGCGCUGGCCUCCAAGACCCCUCUUCCUGUUGAUCCUGCAGUUCACAUGCCAGGACUCUUCAGGAGAGACCGAUACAUGCGGGAGGUACUCUACAGCUACGAGGUUCUCGUCGAGAACCUCUUCGACCCCAGCCAUUUGUCCUUUGCCCAUCAUGGCCAAGCCUAUUCCCUGCGACGGGACAAGGGCGAGCAUUUGAGUCUGGAAGCGUCAUCAAGGGGUGAACAGGGUUUUGUGGGGCAAGGUUGGGACACGACCAUUCGCCCUGGCAUGUUCUACGUGGAGUUCCAAGCUCCCAGUAGGGUGACACACCGGAGGGAAUGGGACCUACAGGGAACAUCUCGCACCUUCAUGAGCACGUUUUACGUCACGCCCACUGAGCCGGGACGCUGUCUUCUCAUCACUGGAGACUCUUGGACUCGUGUCCCAGACAGCCAGACUUCAGUGUGGUCCUUCCUCGGCAGACUGCGUCAAGCUAUGUUCGAUAAACCUCAGAUGGCGCACAUAGGCGUAUCUUCCUUCCUCGAUGGCGAUACGUACUUGCUUCAUGUGGCCGACAAGAACCUGAGCAGGAUGAAGAUAGAAACGAGCAAAGAGUGGAACGAGGCGUACUACAUGCCCACCGCCUCCGAUCGCUGGGUCAUUGCUUUCCGGCAAUGGUUGCACAAAUAUGGUGGCGGUGAUGUCAAAUGGGCAAAGGGGGGGACUUAUCCCGCUCCUACCGGUAGGACCGACGGUGCGACCGGGUCGCCAGAUAAGGUUAUGGAUAAGGUUAUGGAUAAGGCUGAGGAUAAGGCUGCGUUUGCACUUUUGUCUCCUCGGGAGGUGCUGGACCGGUACCAUCAGCACACGGCGAGAUGCCAAGUGUGCAUGAGGGCGCUCAACUUCUACAAAACACUCCAAAGGGUCCUUUGUAUCGCCUCUGUCACUCUGCUUUCCAUUGCCGUAUGUAUUCCGGGCCAGACGGGAACCACCAUCCUUGCCAGCAGUGGGGCGAAUACCCCUCUAACUGCGGCGACUUCAGCUGUGUCAUCUGCGGGAGGAAGGGAACUCCUGGGGUUAUCCCUCCCCCUUAUCAUUCGGGUUGUGCUAGCCAUCCUUUCGGUUGGGGCAGCUAUUGGGGCCCUCAAGCUGGAGGACUGUAUUCAGAACUUCAUCUACAAGGGGUACAACCACGCCCUCGUUCCCUAGGUACAAAAAGUCCGGGUUGUUGUAGAGGCUGUAGUAAAGACAGGUGAGAGUCGGUUGUUUCUGGCCAUUCAUCUUCAUAAUCAACAGUUCACAAAUUG